CUGCCCCAUGGACUACCCCCACACGCUGAAGAUCUGGCCUCGGAAUUGGAGCAGCAUUAUCUCAACAGCCCCGAAUGGCUUCCCAUCCAUGACUUUGAAAGGUCCCACAGGUUCUGGCCCCGAGAGAAGGAGGUCCAAUCUCUCUUCGCGCUGGAGGUCACACCUGUGCACUCCACCCUCCAGGCUGAACGCAAUCCCACCACCGGGGAGCUGCUGGGUUUUAAAGAGGCACUUGUGGACAACACGGGAUUGUCAGCCAAGAAUUCUCUUUCCUUCCAGCGAGCGCCUGGUCCCCCCUCUGAAUCUCUGAGAGGCAGUGCCACCAACUACCCCUUCUGGCCAGGUGGGAUAGAUGAGCCUAGCUUGGAACUGAUUAAGGCCCAAGAAGAUAAGGAAGAGGACAUUGAUUUUGAGAAAGAUUUGCUGACAGUGCCACCUGGAUGGAAGAAAGGGGUGGAAUUCACCAAACAAGAGAUCAUGGCCUCCCCAGGAUUGCUGAAUUUGACCAAUUUGCUGGGUGCACUGGACACCUUUGAGCUGGAGGCCUCCAGUGAUGAAGAAAGCAAAGAGAAGACAGAGGAAGUGGAGAAGAGGAGGAAGAGAGGAAAGAAUAAGGGAGCAAGGGAAGAAGAGAUCCCUCCAGCAGAACCAGCACCAUUGCACAGAGUGAACAGCUUGGAGGAACUGGUGCUUAAGGAGAUGACACCUGUCCCUGAAUCAGCUCCACAGGCUGCCCCUGCCCCGGCUGCAGUGCCCCCUAAAGAACAGUGGGCUAUCCUGGUGGAUAUAAGCUCCCCCGUGGACGAUUUCUACAAGCUAAUUCCUGAUCCAGCCUUCCAGCACCAUCUACACAUCCCCAAUCAAAGCGCUUUCUAACCAGAAGUUUCGGGAUUUCAAGAACACCUUUGGGGAUGUUGGCUUGCUGACAGGAGAUGUGCAGCUGCAUCCGGACGCCUCCUGCCUCAUCAUGACAACCGAGAUCCUCAGGUCUAUGCUCUAUAAUGGCUCCGAUGUCCUCAGAGACCUAGAGUGGGUGAUCUUUGAUGAAGUGCAUUACAUUAAUGAUUCUGAGUGGCCUUUUGAGCCUGACGUUUUCCAGAAACAGGCAAUUCUCCACUUGGAGAAGCAUGAUUCAGUUUUUGUCGCCGCCCACACCUCUGCGGGAAAGACUGUCGUGGCCGAGUACGCCAUUGCUCUGUCGCAGAAGCACAUGACGCGAUCAACCAAGCUUGCACAGUUUUGGAGAGGGGAGGGAAGAGCUCACCAAUAUAACACUGUUUGUGGAAUUCCUGCUUUUGACAGGCGAAUCAAGCGGAAGAAGAUUUAUGUGAUCAGCACACUGAAGCGCCCUGUUCCACUGGAGCAUUAUCUGUACACGGGAAAUAGCCAGAAGACGCAGAAUGAGCUUUUCCUCCUGGUGGAUGCCCGGGGGACGUUCCUUACGAAGGGGUAUUAUGAUGCUGUAGAUGCCAAAAAGGACCGAAGUAGCAAACACUCCCAGACCUUUGGGGCCAAGCAGCCAAUGCAUGCAGGAACCGGGCCAGGCCAAGACAAGAACAUCUGGCUCUCCCUCAUUGACAUGCUGCGCAAGAAGGACCAGCUGCCAGUGGUGGCCUUCACAUUCUCUCGCAAUCGCUGCGAUGAAAACGCCUCCAUGCUCACCACCAUCGACCUGACCACCGCGACGGAGAAAAGCGAGAUCCACGUCUUCUUCCAGAAGUGCAUCUCACGACUGAAGGGCACCGAUCGGCAGCUGCCUCAGCGGAAUACAUCCAGAUGGCAGGCCGGGCUGGGCGUCGAGGUCUCGACACCACGGGGAUGGUGAUUAUUCUGUGCAAAAACCAAGUGCCUGAAAUGUCAGACCUUCACCGCAUGAUGUUGGGCAAACCUACUCGGUUGCAGUCCCAGUUCCGCCUGACAUACACCAUGAUCCUAAACCUGUUGAGGGUGGAGGCACUCCGCGUGGAAGACAUGAUGAGGAGAAGCUUCUCCGAGUUUCACACCCGGAAAGACAGCAAGGUCUAUGAACACAGAAUCGGCCAGCUGAGCAGUAUGUUAGCCAAGAUGGAAAUGCCAGACACCUCAAGGCAGCUCGGCGACUUACAGGAGUAUUAUUCUGUCGUCCGAGAACUGCGAGAGAUACGGGAGUGCGUUCAGAGGCGCGUCAUGGAAUCGAUGAACGGAUUGAAAGCCCUUUCUGUGGGGCGAGUGAUUGUGGUGAACAACCAAGAGCACAAGAACGCCCUGGGAGUCAUCUUGCAGGUUUCUUCAGAUGCAGCCAAUCGGGCCUUCAGCACUUUAGUGAUGUGUGAGAAGAACUCCAUGGAGCGAGACUUGACUGAAGGCGAGGAGUUGAAUCCUCCUCCAUCUGAAGAAGUGCCUCUACCCGAGGAUCUUCUCCACACAAAGCUCUUCCUUCCUGAAGGCCCCUGUGGACACACCAUAAAGAAACUGGGCCCCGCAGAUAUUCUGGGCAUCACAACGAAAACCCUCCGCGUUAAUGCUGAGCGUAUCCUGGAGGAUUUCAGGAAACGACAAAUGCCUAGGUUCAGCCAGUUGGGCUUUUUUUUCAAUCGACCCUUCUGGUCCCUUCAGGUCUUGCGUUCCCUGGGCUACAUCAACGAAGGAGGAGCCGUGGAGCUCAAGGGGAGCGUUGCCCGUCAGAUCAGCAACCAUGAGCUGCUCCUGACGCAGCUGCUUCUGGACAACGCCCUGACCGACCUGCGGCCCGAGGAGAUCGUGGCCUUGCUGAGCUGCACGGUGUGCCAGGUGCGCACCCAGGUGGAGCCCCAGCUGCCCUCCGUCCUUCAGAAGCCCUUUGCCGAGAUCGCCCACCUGACCGAUGUGCAGGAAGGCAUUAUCGUCCGCUGCAUUCAGCGCCUGGAUGAAACCUGUCGCGAGAUGCGCAACGCUGCUCGGGUGACGGGGGAGCCGACCCUGCACGCAAAGAUGGAAGCCGCCUCCAACAUGAUCAAGAGAGACAUUGUCUUUGCUGCUAGCCUCUACACCCAGUGAGAGGGACAUGCUGGCUGGACUGUGGAUCCAUUUGGCCAUCCUGGGAAGUUCUCACUCCAUUAUUCUGACCUCUAAGAGGUUUUGCAAUGCAUCUGCAGAGAUAAACAAUAAAAAUAUGUCCUUGUCCCAGACAAGGAAAGUUGGUCGCCUAUGUUCAUGUAGUAAAGCCGGGGUCCACAACCUGUGGGACACAGCCCCACUAGUGGGCCCUGAUGGUGUUUGCAGCUGGGACAUGGAAAUGGCUGGCAAGUGCACAUCCUUGCGUGAGCAAAGGAUUGAGUGCAUGCUCGCGCGCUCCAUUUGUGUGAACAGCAGGCUGCUUAUGUAAUUGUUGCCACACGCUGCCAGUCAAACAACCGCAUCCCCUCCCGCUGUUCUGCAAAGCCAGAAACGUUGGGGAACUCUGCAGUAAAGGAUAUGGCCCUACUAUUAGGGAACUGGAGGCUAAAACGUGAAGAACAGUUGCUGGAAUUGGGUAUGUCU
Messenger RNA from Thamnophis sirtalis, 3498 nucleotides. The record is from RefSeq and is a predicted model, not a curated record. Lineage: Eukaryota; Metazoa; Chordata; Lepidosauria; Squamata; Natricidae.